This is a messenger RNA of Cuscuta epithymum, 1255 nucleotides long. NCBI's taxonomy places the organism in Eukaryota, Viridiplantae, Streptophyta, Magnoliopsida, Solanales, Convolvulaceae. The record is from the annotation of a GenBank genome assembly.
UACUCUAGAGCCGAAUAUUAAAGCACGCUGGUGACUUGGCAGCAGCAGCUGCAUUGGCUGAUGAAGCUAGGUGUAUGGAUCUUGCAGAUCGAUAUCUUAAUAGUAAAUGUGUGAAGCGUAUGUUGGAGGCUGACCAGGUUGCAUUGGCUGAAAAGACAGCAGUAUUAUUCACAAAAGACGGCGAUCAGCACAAUAAUCUUUAUGAUAUGCAGUGCAUGUGGUAUGAACUAGCAUCUGGGGAAAGCUAUCUGCGGCAAGGUGACUUAGGGCGAGCUUUGAAGAAAUUUCUAGCUGUGGAAAAACAUUAUUUGGAUAUCACUGAAGACCAAUUUGAUUUUCAUUCCUAUUGCUUAAGGAAAAUGACACUUAGAACGUAUGUGGAAAUGCUGAAGCUUCAAGAUCGGCUCCACUCAUAUGCUUAUUUUCAAAAAGCAGCUUCUGGUGUGAUAAGAUGCUACUUGAGGCUGUAUGAUUUUCCAUUGAAACCAACAACUGAAGAAGAUGAUGAAUUGUCAAAGCUUCCAUCAUCUCAGAAAAAGAAACUAAGGCAAAAACAGAGGAAAGCUGAAGCACGAGCUAAGAAAGAGGCAGUGGUGAAAAGUGAUGAAUCCAGUGCUACAUGUGUAUCGAAGUUAGGAAAGCGUCAGGCGAAGGUAGUUGAUUCUGAUCCAAAUGGAGAACAGUUGUUGCAGGUAGAAGAUCCUCUGAUGGAAGCUACAAAAUAUUUAAAGCUUCUGCAAAAACAUUCCCCUGAUUCCUCUGAAACACAUUUGCUUUCUUUUGAAGUAAAUAUAAGGAAACAGAGAAUUUUGCUUGCUUUAAAGGCCGUAAAGCAUCUAGUACGGUUAGAUGCUGAUAGUCCCGAUUCACAUCGCUGCAUGAUAAAAUUCUUUCACAAGGCAGGAUCUUUGUCUGCUCCAGUUACUGAUGAUGAAAGGCUUGUAUUAGAGAUUGUGAAAGCAGAGCGACUUACCUUUAGUCGGCUGGAGGGGAAGACUUUAAUUGAUGCAAACCAUGUAUUCCUUGAAACGCAUAAAGAUUCAUUGAUUCAUAGGGCUGCUGUAGCGGAGUUGCUGCAUGUCCUAGAGCCAAAUAAGAAGGCAGAUGCUGUUAAGUUAAUUGAAGAGUCUUCAAAUGGUCCAGUUUCAGUUAGAAAUGGAGUACAAGGGUCAUUAAUUAAUUGGAAGCUGAAAGAUUGCAUUGAUGUCCACAAAUGUCUAGAUAUAGCUCUGGAUGAACGUGAUGCUGCAUUGAG